UGAUCAGAUCUAGCUCUAGAAAGUAGUAAUGGAACCUACUCGGGGAAAGUUUGAGGUAGAUAAGUUUGAUGGUGAAGGGGAUUUUUCUAUUUGGAAGCAUAGGGUGUUAGCUCAACUAGAGAUACUUGGGUUGGAUUCAGUUUUAAAGACUGAGGAAACAUCUGCGUCUGAUGAUGAUGAGAAGGUUGAUGAGUCAGAUCCGAAAUGGAUAGCAAAGGACAGGAGGGUUAGAAAUCUGCUUGGAAUGAGUGUAACAGAUUUGGUGUUGAGAAAGGUUAUGAAAAACAAAACUGCUCAAGGCAUGUGGGACGCUUUGGAAGCUCAAUAUCAGGAUAAGUCUGUGCCUAACCGGUUUUAUCUCAAGCAGAGGUUCUAUAGCUUCAAGAUGGAAGAAGACAAAAAUCUAGAUAAGAACUUGGAUGUUUUCAAUAAACUUGUCUCAGAUUUAGUCAGUCUUGAUGUGGAAAGGAGGAAAGGAGACAAUAACCAUGAAGGAGAUUGUUCAGUCCUCUUACUCUCUGGAAACGGAGUUGAAGCAGAGUGGCAACUACCUCACCAAAACAAAUGGUGAAGGUCUCUUUAUUCAACACAA
Messenger RNA from Arabidopsis arenosa, 592 nucleotides. The record is from the annotation of a GenBank genome assembly. Lineage: Eukaryota; Viridiplantae; Streptophyta; Magnoliopsida; Brassicales; Brassicaceae.